UUUACAGACGUCCACAAAGACCACCACAACUACAAUGACCACCCCUGCAAAAUUAUAUGGAAAAGAUUUGAGUGUUUACGAUGAUGUAGAUGUUGAUGAACUACUGGAUAAAUUAACCGCUGAAGAAAUUAGUAUUUUAGCAAAGGAGGCUGAUCCUGAUGAUAGUUUUUUACCUCCCUCCCAAAGGACUAGUUAUGAAUGUGAUAAGGAUCCAACGGGGCCCCUCAAUAGGAAAAAGUUAAUAGAGCAUAUAAAUAAGGAAGCUAUAGAAACCCCUGAUAUACCUGAAUUGGAACCUUACGUUGCUGGCAUGGUACGAGGGAAAAAAUGGAUUCCUCCGCCUCCGCCAGCGAAAGAACAAGAGGCUGAAGAACAAAUCGCAGUAGAUUUAGGAGAUGAAUAUGAACAAGCCUUGACUGAUGCUUCACAGGAGGAAAUUAUAGACUUAGCCGCUAUCCUUGGUUUCCAUUCUAUGAUGAACCAAGAUCAAUACCAUGCGUCGCUUCUAAACAAAGGCCAACCGGUCGGUUUAGGUUGGGACGGCAUCACAAAAGCCUCCAAACCCAAACUAUUCCCCAUGGAUCCACCUAAUAUGACAGACACAGACGAAACGGUCAAGAAAGUUCAAGACGACGAUGGCAAGUUCAUCGACUUAAAUUGGAACAAUAUUAAAAAUAUAUCAGACGAAAAAAUCGACAGAUUGUUCGAGGCCCUCUGUAGCAACACACAUCUCGAAACGUUGUCGUUAGUGAAUUGCGGUCUGGCCGACAGACACGUGGAGAAGCUGGGCAGGGCGAUCGAGGAGAACGGUACCUUGAGGGUGAUCAACGUCGAAACGAACUUCAUUUCGCCCCAAGGCAUCGUCCGGUUGGUCAAAGCCCUGCUCAAGAAGAAGACUGUCGAAGAAUUUCGGGCGGCAAACCAGAGGUCACAGGUGUUGGGUAACAAAAUUGAAAUGGAGAUCACCCAACUCAUCGAGAAAAAUCCGACGAUAUUAAGGCUGGGAUUGCAUUUAGAAUACAACGAUGCCCGGCAUCGUAUCGCCAAACACCUACAAAGAAAUAUUGACACAAAACGUCGUCGAGUGAUGGCGAAAUACCAGGUAACUUUGGGAAAACAGGGAAAACCGGCGAAAAUCGUUCGCACAGAAUAAUAUUGACCUAUACGAAAAGACUUGAAAUUGCGGCUGCAGUUCAGGUUUUUUAA
Diabrotica balteata is the source of this 1206-nucleotide messenger RNA. The record is from the annotation of a GenBank genome assembly. Lineage: Eukaryota; Metazoa; Arthropoda; Insecta; Coleoptera; Chrysomelidae.